Messenger RNA from Lolium rigidum, 857 nucleotides. RefSeq lists its product as uncharacterized. The transcript is spliced from 5 exons. Bases 1 to 777 code for a protein of 258 amino acids. The record is from RefSeq and is a predicted model, not a curated record. NCBI's taxonomy places the organism in Eukaryota, Viridiplantae, Streptophyta, Magnoliopsida, Poales, Poaceae.
AUGGCUCGCAUCGCCUUCAACUCUACCCUCCUUCUCUCUCCCGACAUCUUCAUCUCUCUCUCUCCACCGCUGCCUUUCUUCCUGCAGGAAUCCCCUCUUUCUUUCGAGGUCAAAGCCUCUUCAUCGACCUGUCUGGGCUGGAGGCCGCCACCGCCGGAUUUUCCGACAGCAAUCUGCUCCACCGCGGCGGCUUCCCCCAUCUUUGAGGCAAGCAAGCACCUCGCAACCUCCUUUUCUCUGUGCGCUUCACUUCACCUAAAUUCACAGGGUGUGCUGGAGAGCGUGCACGAGAUUCCAGUGAAGAGUUUGUCCCUGGAAUCGCGGCAGGGAGCGCGCGAGUUCCUCGACGAGGUGCGGCUGCUGCUGAAGGUGCAUCAACGGAACCUAGUCUCCCUCGUCAGCUGCUGCACCUCCUCUCCUGCCCGGGCCGGACACAAGAUACGCGCUACCCAUACUUCCCAAACGCUACUGGCGACACCGACAAGCUCAAGGACUUUGAGGCCCAGAUGGACAACUGGACAUGAACUCAGUAAAUCAACAGUAAAUGCAGGAGCCAGAAUUGGAUGUGGUACAAUCUUGGAGGCUAAACUGAAGUUUAAACUGAUUUGGAUUCAGUGUCUCAUCAAAUUUAAGUCAUGGAAACAUGACAUGUCACUGAAUUUAAACUUAUUUGGGUUCAUGAAGUGGAGUAUAUUGCUUGUUAACAAUGCUGAAACUUGCAUUGCUUGUUAUCAUGACCAUGAACUCCUCCAGAAGUUACUGGUACUGUUGAAUUAGGCUGCACAAUUACAGUUGUGGUCACAAUUUAGGCUGCACAAUUCAUAUAUUCAUUGUCUUUAGGAAUGUUCUCAUUGCCU